Verruconis gallopava is the source of this 1448-nucleotide messenger RNA. RefSeq lists its product as uncharacterized. The transcript has a single exon. NCBI's taxonomy places the organism in Eukaryota, Fungi, Ascomycota, Dothideomycetes, Venturiales, Sympoventuriaceae. The coding region runs from base 79 to 1134 and encodes 351 amino acids. The record is from RefSeq and is a predicted model, not a curated record.
CAUUGACCACUUGACGAGAGUGGUCCAAGACUAAACAUCGAACUUUAAGCAAAGUUCUCAUAUUCACUACAUUCAGCCAUGACUAGCUGUCUCAUUCUCUCCCUGCCCCUUGAGAUCCGUCAAAACAUUUAUGACUGGGCAAGUGUGCGCCCCACCGGCUCACAUCUUAUACUGAAAGAGUUUUUUGAGAAAAUUGACACUGACAUCCCCCGUUUACCGCCCACAGAAGUCGUUCUUCCGGUGAGUGGAGUAGCCAUUGUCACAGACGAUCCUCAUCUAGACGAGGCAAAUAUUGGCAACGAGGACGAAGUGGACGAAGACGGCCAGGAGGGGUGGGAAGAUAAUGACGCUCUGAGCGAUUCGAUUGAUGAAGAAGAGAGCUUGCAUGAAGAUGGCGGAGGCAAUGAAACAAACAGUUCUGACGAUGUCAGCGACUUCGAUGACACUGAAGUGCUUCCGUACCCAAAUUCUCGAAGCGACAAUGGACGCAAUACCAAGUAUCGUCACAUCUUACCAAUAUUACAGCUCAGCCAUUGCCCGCCGCCAAUAGGACUUCUUGGGACGUGCAAGCAGAUUCACGACGAGGCACGCAGUUUCUACCGCAAGCGUGCCGUCCUCGUCAUCGAUGUCAACAAGGGCUUCCAACACUUCUCAUUCUUCCAAGAAACAAUCGACUUACUCAUUAGGACUCCUUACUCACCUCUCGAACAAAUUCGUAAAGUCAACCUUGUCAUUACAUGGGACAGCGAAUGGCUGAGAGCGAAAUCGACGCCACCGGAUCAAAAGCUCGAGAGGGACCAAAUGUUUUUUUUCAACUACUACUUUGGCGAACGCAUCCAGCUCAUGAUCAACCUACUUCAGGCAUGCCCUGAGCUCCAAAAUGUCAAGAUUGACUACCAUGACACAGAGGAUACGGAAGCCAGUCGUAGCUUUAUGUUUCAAAAGCUCAUGGAUCUUCAGGUUGCGGUCAUCAGCAAGAAUUCGGUCGACGACAACGGCGACAGGCUGCCUGUUGAGAUUGAACUCAACCAGUAUUUUUCGCAGGCAGGCACAGCACACGCUCGUGAUUCUCUGCUAGCGCUACGCCGCACGGAAUUUGAUCAUUUCCUCCUAAGCGGCUUGAGCAUGCGCUAAUGGAUCGCCUUCUUUAUGAAUGGAUCUUCUGGUUUUCAGACAUGGCUUAGUGCUGGUGGGCGUCUUGACAGUUCAAAAGCUCCUCGAAAAAGGUUUGAACAUGAUUCGGAGAAAAUCUCACUGGAUCGACAUGACGGAAAAGAUUGCUUUUUUAGUAUCCAUACAAAUAUUCACAGCACAGGUCAAAUCGAAAGGUGGCAAACUCUUUUGCAAUUGAAAUGCCUAUCUUGCCGUUUCUCUCACCAUUGUGCAAGCAAUGCACGGGAAUCGAUAUUACAAUAAAGGAUGACGACGGUGAAACUCAAGAGUGAGGU